AGAAAUGGUCGUUAUUAAAUUUCACGAGAGCGUCGCACAGGAAAAUAGUGAAACACGACUCUCUCUCUCUCUUGCUGGCCCUCGAUUUCUCUCUCCUCGGGCGAUCCAAAAUCUGCUAGGGUGAACAGGGGCUUCGUGUUUGAUGCGAUUCUGAGCUCGGGGGUUUCAGACUUGCAAUUUCAAGAGAUUUGUUUUUAACCGGGUGCUCUCUUUGCAGGUAAGUUGAAAAGAUGGAGCACGAGGAGACUGGAUGUCAAUCUGCCCCGGAAGGUCCUAUUUUGUGCGUAAACAAUUGUGGGUUUUUCGGAAGUGCGGCUACUAUGAAUAUGUGCUCCAAGUGUCACAAGGACAUGGUCUUGAAACAGGAGCAGGCGAAGCUUGCUGCAUCAUCCUUUGGAAGCAUUGUCAACAGAACAUCAAGCAUCAACGCAAAUGAGCCUGUUGCUUCUGUGGAUGUUCAACCCCAUCCAAUGGAGCCAAAAACUCUCUCUUCGCAACCAUCCUUUUCCUUUGGUUCAGGGUCAUCUGGUGAGCCAAAGCCAGAGGGCCCAAAACGUUGCAACACUUGCAACAAGCGGGUUGGAUUAACAGGGUUCAAUUGUCGGUGUGGCCACCUCUUUUGUGCAGUACAUCGUUAUUCAGACAAACAUGACUGCUCUUACGAUUAUCUCACUGCUGGACAGGAUGCUAUUGCGAAAGCCAACCCUGUCGUAAAAGCUGACAAGCUUGGUAAAAUCUAAGUGUGGUGCAGUGAAGUUUGAUUUCCGAAAUUGAUGCUUGUUUUCAUCCAUGAGACGGCUUCAGAGUCUGCAGCGGUAUCUUAGCACUUGCCCUAUUGUAAUAUUAGAUCCACUGGGGAGGGUAAGGCGAGUUAGACAUCUCUGCACUCUGUAGAACUCUGUAUUUGUUGCGAUUGGGAGAAAGCUUAUGUGUUGCUCCAGUGUCUUAAGUUGUAGUCUAUGCCGGUUUGAUGGACAUGGUUCGGGUUAAUCUUCGUAAUGUGUCUAUGCGCUGUUCAUAUCGCACUUGUUUCUUCUAGUACAUUGUCAGUGGAUCUUCUAUUGUAAAGUAUUGAUGUGGCUUCCAUGCGUAUAUGUAUUUACGAUCGAUUUUUUAUCUAUUUUUUGCCGAUUGGGUUUUCA
This is a messenger RNA of Malus domestica (apple), 1142 nucleotides long. RefSeq names its product zinc finger A20 and AN1 domain-containing stress-associated protein 8-like. NCBI's taxonomy places the organism in Eukaryota, Viridiplantae, Streptophyta, Magnoliopsida, Rosales, Rosaceae. The record is from RefSeq and is a predicted model, not a curated record. Gene Ontology annotation, molecular function: zinc ion binding; DNA binding.